Messenger RNA from Cadophora gregata, 3176 nucleotides. RefSeq lists its product as uncharacterized. The record is from RefSeq and is a predicted model, not a curated record. Bases 819 to 2348 code for a protein of 509 amino acids. Gene Ontology annotation, cellular component: membrane. Gene Ontology annotation, molecular function: transmembrane transporter activity. The transcript is spliced from 7 exons. Gene Ontology annotation, biological process: transmembrane transport. Lineage: Eukaryota; Fungi; Ascomycota; Leotiomycetes; Helotiales; Ploettnerulaceae.
CUGAAUAAAAGUCCUACCUGCAUACUGUAUGAAGUGGGCAAUUCCCGCCCUCCCCACGACGACCGCCGCAUCCAUCCCAUCAAUGGAACCAAUCCCCAAUCCCCACCACCCCUUCAACUGCCGAUCCACACCCCAUCCACUCUAACCUCCCGGCACCAUUCAAAAUCACGACAUCCACGCCUCAAUCUCACCAUCCUCACAACGUCACGAAAAAAUUCUCCAAUCCCCCCAUCAAAGAAACUCUAAGACGCCAUAGACCACUUCCAUCAUCGCUGCAUAUCCCUUCCGAAAUAAGCCUCCGGACCGUUAGGGAUCCGGAUUUGAUAGGUGGAGGAUGGGUGCGCGCGGGGGCAAGAGGGAAGAGCCUCGGGAGACUAGAAGCUUGGGUGACUAGGGAGGUGAAGAUGUCGUCUUUUGUGGCUGUUGCUUGUCAUGAGGAGGGGAUCUUGAUUGGAGUGUAUUUAAGCCUUGGGAGCUUUUAUAAAGGAGUUUCUUUGUUUCAUCAGUACCUUGGAGCUUCCUGUUUUGUGCAUUUCCGGAUAUGAUGUGAUUGAGUUUCAGGGCGAGAUAAGAUACGGAGAGUAUCGUUGUGGGUUGGGACCCAGGGUACAAAUACAAGUACAAGUAAGUACCUAUCCACAUACCCUUUGGACUUAGUUUUUGGGUUUUGUUUCUGCCUGAACUGGAUAUUGUACUCGAGUAACUUGGGCGCGGGACUUACGAGUCUCUUCGCCUUUUCUCAACCUCGAAAUUGAUCCCAAGCCAGGAAGUCAGAGUCCACUCUCAAUAUCCAUCCAUCUAUACUAGCGUAUCCCAAAAUGGCGACUUCUACAUCCCACCCACAAUCUCUUAACGAGAAACUCGGCCUCAACCAAGACCAGACUCAUAACCAUGUCCUCUCCGAGAAGAGCGAGAAGCAAACACCCAGCGGCACGCCAUCCCUCUCUUCAGAGGAAGCAUUCACGAACCCGACGGGAAUCGAUGAGAAGGCGCUGGUGAGGAAGUUGGAUUGGAAGUUGUUGCCGCCGUUGACGUUGUUGUAUUUGUUAAGUUUUUUGGAUAGGAGUAAUGUGGGUAAUGCCAAGUUGGAAGGCUUGAUCGAUGACCUCCAUUUCACGGGAAAUGAGUAUCUGUUUACACUUACGAUAUACUUCAUCGGCUAUGUCCUCUUCGAAAUCCCCUGCAACAUAAUCCUCAAACGCACGACACCCCGCUUCUGGCUCCCAACCCUCAUGCUCGCUUGGGGAAUCGUAGCAACUCUCCUCGGCGUAACUCAGAACUUCGCCGGUUUCGUAGUCGCACGGUUCUUCCUCGGCGUUACGGAAAGUGGAUUAUUUCCUGGUGUGGUGUUUUAUCUGAGUAUGUGGUAUAAGAGGACCGAGACGCAUUACAGGGUCGCGCUUUUCUUUUCGGCGGCGAGUUUGGCGGGCGCGUUUGGUGGGAUUCUGGCGUUUGGGAUUGCGAAGAUGGAUGGGGUGGGGGGAUAUCAGGGAUGGAGAUGGAUUUUCAUCUUGGAAGGUCUUCUAACAAUAGUUGUUGCAGUAGCAGCAUAUUUCUUCAUCCACAAUUAUCCAUCGACAGCAAGGUUCCUCUCCGAGCCUGAAAGAGCGUUCAUCAAGGCACGUCUGAAGUCUUCUUCAGAUGCCACCAACGAUGAGAAAUUCUCUUGGACCAAUGUUCACGCUGCGCUUGCGGAUUAUAAAUGCUGGCUCUACGGAAUGGGUUUCCACACCAUGUCUCUUCCUCUCUACACCCUAUCCCUCUUCCUCCCCACAAUCAUCAAACAACUCGGCUACACCGCCGCCCAAGCCCAACUCCUCACCGUCCCCCCUUACGCAGUCGCCACAAUCCUCACCGUCAUAAUCGCCAUCCUCUCCGAGAAAACCAAAAAGCGAGCCCCCUUCAUCCUAGCAUCCACCUCCCUCGCUAUAAUCGGCUACAUCAUCCUCCUCACCGCACCAACAUCCAAACCCGGCGUCUCCUACACUGGCACCAUCUUCGCCGCAGCUGGGAUCUACCCCUCCACCGCUAUCGUGCUCUCCUGGCCAGCAGCCAAUGUCAGCGGACAGUCGAAGCGAGCAACUGCUACGGCGAUGACGAUUACGAUUGGGAAUCUGGGGACGGUAUUAGGGACGCAGUUGUAUAGGCCGAAGACGAGCCCGAGGUGGUAUUUGGGCCAUGGAUUUGCGUUGGGUUAUUUGGUGGGGAAUUUGAUUGUUGUGGGAGCGCUUUGGGGGCUGUUGGAGAGGGAGAAUAGGGCGAAGAUUGCGAGGAGGGAGGCGGGUGAGAGUGGUGGUGAUGGGGAGGUGAAGAAUGAUGAGGAUGUGAGAUGGUUGUUUCAGACUUAGAUGAUUGUGGGAGACUUAAAUUGUGAGAUAAGGCCCUCUUAACCUGGUGGUACAAAGUUCGUGAUGUGGGAGGAUACUGGGUUUUAUGAUGCCCACAGGUUUCACUGGGUCAACUAUGCUCAAACAAUAACGUUAACAACAAACUUCUUCCACUCUGUACCCCAAGGCAUGACGUUCUGACACUUCCAUUUUCCGGUACCUCCAAAACUCGUUCAUUGGGCUCCUUCUCAGAUCCUCAUACCAGAUGUAUCUAUAUUAGUACAGUAGAACUUCAGAAUUUCUCUAAUGUCUCUUCAGCUCCACAUCUUAUCUUCAAUUUCAGAUGUUCCUCUCUCAAGACCGUCACAGAGAUAGAAUAUACUUUUUCCAGCUUCGCAAACCAGAUCCUCACCGUCUCAUACUCCUCUACCCGCUGCCUGAUGGUAAACACCAGAUGUUCCUUUGUCAACUGUACAUCGUCGUCGUCUCUUUGCAUGAGUUUGCUCUAUAGUAAUUGAACUAGACAGUCAAUAACCGAUUUUGUGGACAUAAACCAUCCCGAUCAUGAAACUUCCCCGACCAGCAAUUUGCACUUGACUUUUAAAACGACAACUUCACGAAUGAUCCAGAUAUAACACAACUUUGAAAUUGAAGAUACCCUAGUUAUAGAUCUAUCGACAACCUUAUUCCAAAAUCUUGCCGGCACUGAAUGUAAUUUUUGAGUGACGGUCAAGCAUGGGAGCAAAAGGCGUCUUGCAUUCGGUCACGUGCUAUAUAGCACAAGAUCAUUCGAGGGUCUGAUAUACCCUUAAAUACUAGGCAGAAAAAAUGCUACAUAGCUUGUAGCUG